Cyclocybe aegerita is the source of this 2454-nucleotide messenger RNA. The record is from the annotation of a GenBank genome assembly. Lineage: Eukaryota; Fungi; Basidiomycota; Agaricomycetes; Agaricales; Hemipholiotaceae.
AUGAGACAGUCUACUUUUGGAUCAGUUGCGGAACAUGCGGUUCCUCCCUCCGAUCUAGUUGCCCUUUUCCAGGCAAUGGGUCUUCCAAAAGCCAAGGCAGAAGAGGCUGUCAAGGCGCCAAAAAGUGCCAACAUUUUGGCGGCCAUUAUCGAGAACAACGAUGAAGUUGCCUCGGGUCUUGACGAGAAGAAGGCGACUCUGAUGUCAGCGUUAUCGAUUGCUUUAUCCAAGACGAGUGAAUCGGUCGACCAGAACCACCUAAUCGCGGCCAUCCUCGACUCGAGGUUGGCUUCUGUCGACCAGCUCUCGGCUGCCGUCAAAUAUCUCGAGUCGCACAGAUCACCAAUCGAUGAAGAGGAUUUCAAUAAGGAAUGCGGCGUUGGUUUCAAGAUAACACCUGAAGAAAUUAUCGCGCUUGUCGAAUCCUAUGUCAUGUCUAACAACAUCACAGGAUGGACUACCCUCGGACCUACGAUUAGUGCUCUGAAAGGCACGGUGGAGCUACGUUGGGCGAGUCCUUUAGAAGUGAAAACUGCUACCGAUAAGGUCUUUCUCGCAAAAUUCGGUCCCAAAGAAGCUGCGAAACCCAAAGGAAAGCCAGCGAAGGCACCUGCACUGUCAAAGGACAAACAAGAGGAAGCGCCUCCGGCUGGUCAAAGAAAGUCUGUCUUCGAGGAAGGGUUUCUGGGCCAACUACACAAACCUGGAGGAAACUCUCAAAUUCAUCCUCACCUCAGGGAAGCUCACCUGGCUGCCACAGGAGGGCAGGUUUGGACACGAUUCCCACCUGAACCAAAUGGCUAUCUUCACAUCGGCCAUUCGAAAGCGAUUUUCGUCAACUUUGGUUACGCUGCCCACCACGGGGGAAAGUGUUACCUGAGAUACGAUGACACCAAUCCGGAAAAGGAAGAAGCAAGAUAUUUCGAAAGCAUCCUGGAGAUGGUUCGUUGGCUUGGCUUCGAGCCAUGGAAAAUUACAUAUUCGAGCGACUACUUCACGGAGCUGUAUGAACUAGCGGUCGAAUUGAUCAAGCGGGACAAGGCUUAUGUCUGUCAUUGCAGUCAGGAGGACAUCAAAGUUGACCGCGGAGAGAAAAGAGGUCAACCGAGGCCAUGCAUUCACCGAAAUCGCCCAAUCGAAGAGUCGCUGGUUGAAUUCGAGAAGAUGAAGAACGGUGCUUAUAAGCCCAAGGAGGCUAACCUUCGGAUGAAACAAGACCUUCAGGAUGGAAACCCUCAAAUGUGGGAUUUGACUGCUUAUCGCGUCUUGGAAACCCCGCAUCAUAGGACGCAUGACAAAUGGAAAAUAUACCCCACGUAUGACUUCACUCAUUGUUUAGUGGACAGCUUGGAGAACAUCUCGCAUUCGUUAUGCACGACCGAAUUCAUUGCAUCACGCCAGUCGUAUGACUGGUUAUGCGAUGCUCUGGAAGUCUAUAAACCCAGGCAAUCGGAGUACGGACGCCUAAGUCUGGAAGGCAGCAUCAUGUCCAAGCGUAAGAUUCUUGCUCUGGUCGACGAAGGUUUCGUGAAUGGAUGGGAUGACCCCCGUCUAUACACCCUUAUUGCUUUGCGGCGCCGAGGAGUACCCCCUGGUGCCAUCAUCUCCUUCGUCAGCACGCUCGGGGCAAUUCCUCGAAGGGUCGGCACCUCGAUUACUCAUGGUGAUGAGGCCAUUGAAGGUCACCCUCAAGACUAUUUUCUGAUGGUCGAGAAGCCCCUUCACCCCAAGGUCCCGGAAUUAGGAUCAUCCACGAUUCCUUUCACAAGAACACUCUACAUCGAAGCCGAGGACUUCAGGACAGAGGAUUCGAAGGACUAUUUCCGGCUUGCACCUGGGAAGACAGUCGGCCUAUUCCAGGCGCCUUAUCCCAUUACAUGUACCUCGUUCAGGACGGAUACAGCAACCGGCGAAGUGGUGGAACUCCUCUGCAAGUUGGAGAAUGAAGGACCUCCGAAGAAGCCCAAAGCAUUCAUUCAGUGGGUGGCAGAGCAUGCACCGUCCGGUAGCCCAGUCAAAGUCGACGAAACGCGCAUCUUCAACCGUUUAUUCAAGAGCGAUCGUGUUCCUAGCGACUUCAGGUCAGAUAUCGCGCCUAAUAGUCUGGAGGUCAUCAAUACCGCCGUUGUAGAAGUUGGUUUCUGGUCGUUAGCGAAGAAGUCAAUGACGGAUGCAAGGAAAGUGGCCAAAGCUAGAACGGAGAAGGCAGCCAAGGAGAGCGCACCAAGUGAGCAUCACGAGGAGGGCGAUGACACUCCUGAGGCCACGAGCGACCAACUUGUGGGUAAUGAAUGUGUUCGCUUCCAAGGGUUGCGUGUCGCGUACUUUGCUCUUGACAAGGAUUCUCGUAUCGCUGCUUUGGAAGAGGGUAGCCAGGCAGCAGGCCGAGAGCAAGGCGAUUAUAUUGUUCUGAACCGGAUUGUCAGCCUGAAGGAAGAUUCUGGCAAAUCAUAG